CUCCGUCGAUUUACUGCAUUUCCGUAUUCCAAGUCCAAUCCUUUGACUGUCCAAACGAUUUUUUCUUAAUUGUGUGACUCCUGCCAAACAUGAGUAGUGGAUUUGUUACCUGCGGUCCUAACGAAGCUCUUGUAGUUUCAGGAUGCUGCUACGGCAAACCGCUGUUAGUACCUGGUGGAAGAGUGUUUGUUUGGCCUAUUGUACAGCAAGUUCAGAAGAUAUCUUUGAAUACAAUGACUCUUCAGGUUGAGAGUCCUACUGUUUACACAUGUCAGGGAGUACCAAUAUCUGUAACAGGAAUUGCUCAGGUCAAGAUCCAGGGUCAAAAUGAAGAGAUGCUAUCAACAGCUUGUGAACAAUUCCUUGGAAAAAGUGAACAUGAAAUUCACAAUAUAGCUUUAGUUACGCUGGAAGGUCACCAGCGUGCAAUUAUGGGCAGCAUGACGGUUGAGGAAAUUUAUAAAGAUCGCAAGAAGUUCAGCAAAGCAGUUUUUGAAGUUGCGAGCAGCGAUCUUGUGAACAUGGGUAUUACUGUCGUGUCUUACACCCUCAAAGAUAUUCGAGAUGAAGAGGGCUAUCUGAAAGCCCUUGGUAUGGCACGUACAGCAGAAGUUAAGAGGGAUGCCAGAAUCGGUGAAGCGGAGGCUCGCAAAGAUUCACAGAUACGAGAAGCUAUUGCAGAAGAACAGCGUAUGGCAUCUAGAUUCUUGAACGAUACAGAAAUUGCCAAAGCUCAGCGAGAUUUUGAGCUUAAGAAAGCUGCUUACGAUGCCGAAGUACAAACCAAGAAAGCUGAAGCAGAAAUGGCUUACGAACUCCAAGCAGCUAAAACAAAGCAAAGGAUCAUGGAGGAGCAAAUGCAAGUAAAGGUGGUCGAACGAACUCAAGAAAUAUCUGUUCAAGAACAAGAAAUGACACGUCGUGAACGUGAAUUAGAUGCCACUGUCCGUCGUCCAGCUGACGCCGAAAAAUACAGAUUGGAAAAAAUGGCUGAAGCAAAUCGCCUGCGACAAAUAAUGGAAGCUGAGGCUGAAGCUGAAGCUAUAAGAAUUAGGGGAGAAGCUGAAGCUUUUGCUAUUGAAGCCAAGGCUAAAGCUGAGGCUGAACAAAUGGCCAAAAAAGCAGAAGCUUGGAACGAAUACAAGGAUGCAGCAAUGAUAGACAUGAUGUUGGACACUCUACCAAAGGUUGCAGCUGAAGUGGCUGCACCCUUAUCUCAGGCAAAGAAGAUAACCAUGGUUUCCAGCGGAAAUGGUACUGUGGGAGCAGAAAAAUUAACUUCAGAAGUACUGAACAUUGUUGCCAGGGUACCUGAACUUGUAAAAUCUAUGACCGGAGUGGACAUAUCCAAGUCCGUACACGCCGCAUGAACAAGAGAAGAAACCUUUAGAUAUGAAUCCUUCACUUCUUAUACUACCCAAAACACUUCAGCCCAACCUGAUAACCUGUUCCAGAAUUGGAGCAAAUUACAGACGAACCAUAUUUCACCAUAACGGUAUAAAAUGUUUAGUGACAAGUGAAGGGUCAAGCUUACCAAAAUUUACUCCAGAAUAUACUGUGAGAUCUAGACCAA
Molecule: messenger RNA, 1573 nt
Organism: Diprion similis
Lineage: Eukaryota; Metazoa; Arthropoda; Insecta; Hymenoptera; Diprionidae
Product: flotillin-1
Exons: 10
Coding region: 90-1370 (426 amino acids)
Biological process (GO): positive regulation of cell-cell adhesion mediated by cadherin; protein kinase C signaling; protein localization to plasma membrane
Cellular component (GO): plasma membrane
Source: RefSeq, a predicted model, not a curated record